This is a messenger RNA of Stegodyphus dumicola, 621 nucleotides long. Its product is annotated as diuretic hormone class 2-like. Gene Ontology annotation, molecular function: G protein-coupled receptor binding; diuretic hormone activity. The record is from RefSeq and is a predicted model, not a curated record. NCBI's taxonomy places the organism in Eukaryota, Metazoa, Arthropoda, Arachnida, Araneae, Eresidae. Gene Ontology annotation, biological process: body fluid secretion.
AUCAAUUUUCAAUCUUUUCGCAGUUCUGGCCCUUAUGGUGUGUUGCGUAUCCUCAUUAGAAGCUCAGAUGGCAUCCAGAUACAAGCGAUCAGUAGUGGAGAUCGACAAUCCCAAAGAAACUCUGCAAGUCCUUGGUAAUUUAGCGCAGCGGAUAUUAGAGGCAGAAAGUAUUUCCAACGAAAAAAGAGGUCUUGAUUUGGGACUGUCGCGAGGAUUCUCUGGAAGCCAGGCAGCCAAGCACUUAAUGGGCUUAUCUGCUGCCAGCUUUGCCAAUGGUCCAGGUCGGAAACGCCGUUUCGUGGAUGAAUCUCAAUGAAAUUAUUAAACUAUUGGGCCUUUUUAGUUGGAUUUGCUUAGCUUGACAUUUUGGUUCAAUAGCAGUUUUGCUUCUCAGCGUUUUGAAACAUCUGGAUGUUGGAUUCUUUUGAUUCGCCGAUUUGUCUGCAUCCUAUAUGUAAAACUACAAGAAUUCUAUUUAUAGAAAUGUAUUUCUUUUAUUAUAUAGCUACAAAUAUAUAUAAAAUCAUAUUAAACAAUAUAUUUAAUGUGCAUUGCGCUGUAUAUCUGUAGACUGUAGAUUCCAAUAAAAUAUUCUGCUGCGGCGGAUUUCUUUGUUCAGUA